This is a messenger RNA of Rhodamnia argentea, 1467 nucleotides long. RefSeq lists its product as uncharacterized. The record is from RefSeq and is a predicted model, not a curated record. Gene Ontology annotation, molecular function: zinc ion binding. Bases 25 to 1440 code for a protein of 471 amino acids. The transcript is spliced from 5 exons. NCBI's taxonomy places the organism in Eukaryota, Viridiplantae, Streptophyta, Magnoliopsida, Myrtales, Myrtaceae.
UUUCUUAAAACUGGAUUGAAGGGUAUGUUGUUAUGCGCCGUAGGACGAGAUGGAAAUAAUCAAAUGUUUCCGAUAGCUUGGGCAGUUGUGGAAGUUGAGUAUGAGGCAUCUUGGACUUGGUUUCUCACCCUCUUAUUCAUUGACUUGAGCGUGGGCACGGGUGAAGGUUGGACUUUUAUCGGUGAUCAACAAAAGGGACUAAUGAACGCAGUUUCAUGCUUAUCUCCACAAGCAGAGCAUCGAAAUUGUGCAAGACACAUAUAUGCUAAUUGGAAAAAAUUGCACAAAGGAGAUGCUCUUAAGAAUCUCUUUUGGAGAGCUGUGAGGUGUACAUUUCAAGCUGAAUUUGACCUAGAAAUGGCGAAUUUGAAGGAGGAGUGCUCUAAAGGUUAUGAAGACUUUAUGAGGCAAGGCCCUAAGCAUUUCUAUAAGGCUUUCAUCAAGACAGGUACAAAGUGUGAUGCGGUUGAUAAUAACUUAAGUGAAACCUUCAAUGGAUACCUUUGCAUACCAAGAACAAAACCCAUACUUGAGAUGCUUGAAGAAAUAAGAACUAUGUUGAUGGAUAGGAUGGCAGAGAGAAGUCAAUUAAUGAUGGAUCAAAUAGACCCAAUUUGCCCAAGGAUUAGAAUGAAGUUGGAGAAGACUAAGCUGGAGAGCAAGUGUUGUACUGCUAGAGCGGCAAUGGGGAAUAACUUUGAGGUUCAAGUUUUUGACAAGAGAUUUGUGGUAGACUUGGUUGGGAAGACCAGUGCUUGUAGGGAGUGGGAUUUAUCCGGAAUACCAUGUAAACAUGCAAUAUGUUGCAUUAGUUUCAUGAAGUUCGAUAUCAAUGAUUAUGUUGAUGAUUGUUUCAAGAAAGAUGCUUAUGAGAGAUGUUAUCAAUUUUUCCUCCCAGCCAUGAAUGGACAACAAAUGUGGCCCAAAGUUGGUGGUGAGCCAAUCAAACCACCACCUUAUAGAAGGAAAAGAGGGAGAGAGAAAAAAAACAGAAUCAAAGACAAGGAUGAGCGAAGUAGUGAUGGUAAGAAAUUGAUGAAAGUUGGUGUCCAAAUGCGAUGUUCAAAUUGCCUUAACUAUGGGCAUAACAAAAAAACAUGCAAGAAUCCUACAGCAUCUAGGCCACCCAAAGCAAAAAGGGGAAGACCAAAGAAGGCUACUAGUGCGCGGGACGGUACACAGGCUAGUAGACCAUAUAAUAGGGACUCUGCUAUCAUCAGAAAGGAGAGAGCACAAGCUCGACAAGGAUAUGGACUUUUCAUGUCUGAAACUGGAAAUUCAUAUUUAAGGAUGCCUGGUAGUGAUAGAGUUAUUGACAUCGGCGGUCCAUCCUUCUCCAAUGGACAAGUAGGAGCAAGAAAUGUUCAAGCUUCACAGAGCCAAUCUUCAAUUGGCAUCUCAAGCUCCAUUCAACAAUCCGAAAUCGGUGGUGGAUUGUGAAAUAGUGGACCAAGAAAUGCUAGUGGA